GCCGCGCCGUGAGGGCGGUGGCGCUGAGGGGACGGGGCUGCGGUCGGAGGUGGCCGUGCUGCUCCUCUGGGAAGGGCGAACGGGCAGCUGGUGUUUUCCUCCAGGCGAUGUAUUAUCUAAUUGUAGAAAAUACGUAGGCCAUCUCAGCCACAAUCCAGGGAACAAAAGACCAUAUUAAAAAGAUGUUUUGGCAAUACAAGGUGCUUCGGUUCUCCUUAAUAAAGAUGCUUUCUUAGAUAUAACAGGUUUGCUUGAUAGCAAAUGGAUCACACAGCCACACCCUACUGAGAGUUCAUUUCUGCAGCCAUCCUAAAAAGUUUUACAAGGAGCAGCAAUUCUCAGAGAAAACAAUGUUUAAGGUGAUGCAAAUAAUUUACAAAAAUAAAGUGCUCUGUUCCAUAACCCUGGGUGUCUGUGGAUACAGAUCUGCCCAAACACUUCCCAGCUCCAGCCGUGCAUUUGGAUAUUUAUGCCUCAGAUAUUGACAAAGAAAGAGAAAACAUGAGAUGGAACAUAUCAGAAAUAUUAAUAAAGGAAGAGGAAUUUACUGAUGUGUUGCAAAACCUUUCCAAGCUUUGAUUAGGAAGAAGAUAGUGAUAUCCAAAGCUAACAAGUCAGAAGUAAGCUACAAAACCAAACCAGAAUCAUCAAGAACUAAGCGCCAAAGCACAUGACAUCAUUAUGGUAUCACACGAUGGGAUUAAGAAUGCUUGGACAAGAUCACUCUAAGAGCAGCGUGGUGCCAAGUGCAGGUUUCUGGAGCUGUGCAGAACAGCAUGUCAGCACACAGAUGCAGCCUAAUUUCACUCCUGCUGAUGAAUUAGACCAGAGCUUCUUGGUCUGAAGUCCAGAUUCGCGGUUCCAUUCGUUAAAGCCCCACCCACGUUUGGUCACCAGAAUGGGUCCAAGUGUGAUGCCAGGGGAUCAGGUCCAUGGACAAUAGCCAGCAUCACAAACAGCCAGUGAUCACCAGGAAGGACCCCCAUGUGUCCAAGUGUGAUGGAAGUUCUUCAAGACUGACCCUGAAAGGUACCUGGCUCCCUCACAGAAGAGAGGAUGGAAAAAUAAUCAGAUGUUUUCACCACAAAAUGGAGAAGUCAUCUUUAACUUUCCUCAAAAUGUUAUCCUCAUAUGACAACAUGUCAAGUCAUUUGAGUCUGCUGGAUACAAUCAGAUUUAUUGCUACCCUUGAACUCUGAGAGCUCCUAAAAAUUAUCCUGAGCAGUGUCACAUACGAACUAAAACCAGAAAUACUGGGUAAACCAGUUACACUGACACGAAUGAGCCAGGUGAUGAAUUCUGGUAAUCUCCUACCUCACAAGAGAGCAGCACCAAUUGCACAUAUGAAGAUUUUUUUUCUGCAUCCUAUACUUGAAAGAAAGCAUAGAAAAAUAGAAACUAAAGGAAGAUUAUAGAAGUCAGAGAUGCUAAAAAGGAACAGAUCAAGUAUCUCCCUUUGGCCCAAACUUGAAAACUCUGAGGGAACAGAAAGUAAUACACUGUCACUGCUAUGGAGACUGCUGGUCCUUAGAAGCAAUGAAGAGGCAUCCUCAAAGUUACAUUUAUGAGACGUUAUCCUUGUAUGGAGCCUACAAACAAGUACCUGUACAAAUAUGCCUGCCAGGAUUAAAGCUAAAGGAAGUGGAUCCUGUUGCUGUUCUGUGGAGACAGGCAAUGUCAUUCCUUCAGAUUUUUUAAUAUCAUUGCAGAGACGUAUAACUCAGGGCAGGGAGAUGGAAGGCUGUGGAUAGAAGGUCUGUGUACAAACACUGCCUCCCCUCCAACACCCCACGAGAUAAGUGUGGCUGGGAGGAGGAGAACAGCUCGGGGUAAGAGGAACAGUUCUCACACCUGCAGUCAAGAAUUGCUUUUCAGGCAGCUGCACAUGUGAGGUGCAGAGACAACAGCUGAGAGGUGUUUAACAACUGUCUUGUAAUGUUCAGUGAGAUACACCUGUGCACUGCAGAGUUUCCUGCAUGGCCUCUGUCAGAUUUGCCGAGGAAACGGGCCGGGUGUGAGUGCUCAGAGCCCCGUAUCCCCCGCACGAGGGGCCGGAGCGCGCGUUGCCUGCGCCGGGCAGGAGCCCGCAAAACUGAAAGCAGGUACAGGCACUUCCUGCGGGCAGAAUUAAAGAGAGAAAGGGAGUUCUCCUCUGAUCUCCCUCAAAAACCAAUCAGGCCAGAUUAGCCAGGCGUUGAUUCUCCCUCCGUCCCUCCUACACCUUUUUCAGAGGCCCAAUGGCCUUGUCCCUUUGGGAGAUUGACUAGAGUCACAUGAGCUGCACCAAGGGCAGGUAACUCAGGAGAGGGGAAGGGGAAGAAAAAAAAAAAAAAGGAGAGGAAAAAAAAAGCACCAAGGCUAGGCUGAGCUUCUGCCAUGAUGUCAGAGGGAAAGAAACCCACAGCUUGCUAAUUCCACCUCCCAAUCAGCCCCGGGAAGGAGAGCACCGGGAACAGUUGUUUCCCCCUGUGGUCAUGACGGCUUCGCACAGUGACUCUUUGGUGGUGUUGUUUGGGGCAACAGCUGGUGCAUAUGGGGCUAAACUGGGUUCGGAUGAGAGGGAACUAAUUCUCUUGGUGUGGCAAGUUGUGGAUCUACACAGCAAGAAGGUAGGGACACUACACAAAUCCCUGGUGAAAGCAGACAACUUGGACUUAAGUGACCAGUGUCGCGAAGUCAGUGCCUUAACGCCAGAGGGACUGAGCAAAGCCGAACCGCUGGACCGGGUUCUUCAACAGUUUAGUCAGCUGGUAUCCAGUGAUUUGAAAGUACUUGGAAGGAGUUCUUACACACUCUGCAGUGAUGGCCAGUUACUCAUUCGACAAGUCCUCCACCCAGAAACAUCCAAAAAGAACCUGCUGCUGUCAGACUGCUUCUAUUCCUUCUACGACCUGCGCAAAGAAUUCCGCUCUUGCUACCCCAGUUCAGCCGCCGGCAAAGAUCAGACCAUCAAGACCAUGGCAGAAUAUCUAGGCUUAGGGACAGAUGAAGCAGAGGAGGACUUUGGCGUGUGGCAAGUGAAAACCAUGGUGGCCAUCAUUUUCAGCAUGCUCUCUGAAGGUUGUAAUCACGUAUUUACUGAGCCUGAAACUGUGAAACACAAGUAUGAAACAGGCCCUUGUAGUAAAUCUGAAACUGUGGACAGUGAGACAGUAAUACGUGCCAGAGGCUUGCCAUGGCAGUCUUCAGACCAAGAUAUUGCUCGAUUCUUCAAAGGUCUCAAUAUUGCCAAAGGUGGUGUGGCUCUUUGUCUGAAUUCCCAAGGAAGAAGAAAUGGGGAGGCCUUAGUUCGGUUUGUAAAUUCUGAACAGAGAGACCUUGCACUGGAAAGGCAUAAGCAUCACAUGGGCAGCAGAUACAUUGAGGUUUACAAAGCAACUGGAGAGGAAUUCUUAAAAAUUGCAGGAGGCACCUCCAAUGAAGUGGCCCAGUUCUUAUCCAAGGAGAACCAAGUUAUCAUCCGGAUGAGAGGCCUUCCAUUCACUGCUACGCAGGAGGAUGUCCUGGGGUUCCUGGGGCCCGAGUGCCCGGUCACAGGAGGGAAAGAGGGACUUCUCUUUGUCAAGUACCCAGAUGGCAGGCCCACAGGAGAUGCAUUUGUGUUAUUUUCCUGCGAAGAAUAUGCACAAAGUGCGCUUAAAAAGCACAAAGAAAUACUUGGAAAACGUUACAUAGAACUCUUCAGGAGCACAGCAGCAGAAGUCCAACAGGUACUUAAUCGAUAUAUGUCAACACCUCUCAUCCCAACUCUGCCAACUCCCAUCAUCCCAGUCAUCCCCCCCCCCUACACCAUUGCCACGGGCAGUGUCCGGGACUGUGUCCGGCUCCGAGGGCUCCCUUACACUGCGGGCAUCGAUGACAUCCUGGAAUUCAUGGGAGACGCCACCGGUGACAUCAAGCCCCAUGGAGUUCACAUGGUCCUUAAUCAACAGGGACGACCAUCAGGUGAUGCUUUUAUCCAAAUGAAAUCUGCUGACAAAGCCUUUAUGGUGGCUCAAAAAUGUCACAAAAAAAUGAUGAAGGACCGUUAUGUGGAAGUAUUCCAGUGUUCAGGAGAGGAGAUGAACUUUGUUUUAAUGGGUGGCACUUUAAAUCGUAGUGGCUUAUCCCCACCGCCAUGUCUCUCUCCACCAGCUUAUGCUGCUUUCCAGACAGCAGCUGUGAUUCCAGCAGAGGCAGCACUGUACCAGCCACAAGCUCUCUUGCCAACCACCAGGACUCCCCAGGCCUCUGCAGCUGCUCCUCCAGCUGUUACCUACUACCCAGCUCAGGCUGCUCAGCUUUAUAUGAAUUACACAGCUUACUAUCCCAGUCCUCCAGUGUCUCCAACCACAGUGGGGUACAUUGCAGCUCCUCCAGGAGCUGUAGCUGCUGCUGCCACUGCCACCCACACUCCGCUCCUGCCCCAGCCUGGAGCGCUGGUCCGGAUGCAGGGCUUGCCAUACAACACAGGAAUGAAGGAGAUACUCAGCUUCUUCCAGGGCUACCAGUAUGCACCCGAUGACUACAAUGGCCUGAUUCAGCUGAGCGAUCAAGCCAGGAGUGUGUUACAAGCACCGAAAGAGUGGGUCUGUUUGUAACUCUUUGUAACUUCUGAAGAAGCUCCAAGCAGAUUCCAUCCUCAUGCUUUACAACUUUAGUGGCCAGCCCAGUGGCGAGGCACUGGUGACUUUUCCAAGCCUGGAUCUAGCUAAGAAAGCAGUGGCUGAGAAAAAUGGACAGCUCCUGGGAAGCCGCUGUGUAGAAUUGUACCUGGUCUAACCUCUCUCUGGGGGAUGAGGAGAGAAUGUCGCACUCAACACCGUGCCUUUUGCAAAAUAAGAAGUCUUCCCUUGCCACCUGGGCAGCAACAAAUGUGCCUUUUCAGCAUAACAAGUUGGAAUGCAGAGUGGUAAAUGUCCUGUACUUAAUUUGAAAAAUGGUGCAUCCUAUGCCAAAGAUAAAGUGAGAGCAAAAAUUAUGCAGUUAAUUUACUUAAUUUCUAAUGUACUUGUGUAAAAAUAAGUAAACCACUCCUGGCAUGUAGUUAAUUCUGAAGACAGUCUAACAGCACUUCAGCUAUUGCAGCCUUGGGAGAAACUUAGUAGCAUUUGAAGUGGAAAGCGAAGCUUGAGUCAUUCAGAUUCUUCUGUGUUUAGUUUUUAAGAGUUUACACUUGACAAAGUGUCCUGUUUUUUGUAGAGUUUAAAUGUCUUUAGGAAGGUCUUUUGGAAUGCAUGACUUACCCAGUUCAAAGUGUAGAUCAUAUUGAUUUUUGGUUUGUAUUGUUCUUGACUGGAAAAUAUCAGGAUGCUGGACCCCAAAUGCAAUUUUGCUUUUUCAUGUUUUCAUUAGACCUUGUUUUGCAAAAGCCAUAUUUGUUUUUCUUACCAGUGUACUGCUGCCAACAUGCAAAGCAAAAAAAAUAAAACCAACAUCAAAAUCAGAAAAACCCUCCCUGCCUGCCCAUAACUUGCUGCCCCCAGCCACAAACUUAAUCUCUACAGGACAAAAAUGGCACAUAAACCUGAGUACUGAUAAGUUAUAUUUUUUUAUUUAAGCAUAAUAGCUUUCAGAUACUGUAUUAAAGAUUUUGCUCUAGUUUAUGUGCAUGCAAUUUGUUUACAUCUUUAAACUACUUUAUUUGUAUAUUAUGAAACAACAAGAUAUGUUGGAAUCUGAAUUCUCUAGUGCAUGCUUUUUUCUUUUUCCCGUGUGUACAUACAUAAGCUAGAAGUACUUUUAUGUCAUGUAGCAUGUGUUUAAAAAAAGACAUCUGCUGUAGAAGCACUAAAUGACUUUGUUUUUACUGUGCCUUACUUCAAAACCAUUCCAAGUGCAAUACCAGCAGAGCAAAAUGUAAUGAAUUCUGUUGUUGACAUGUUCAUGGAUGUCUGAAUUGAUCCUUUUUGUUAGUGUACAAUUUGAGUUGUACUUUAAAGAACUGAAUGAUGUAUGCUUCUUUAUAUUACAACAAAUAAAAGAGAUGCUUAC
Molecule: messenger RNA, 5973 nt
Organism: Lepidothrix coronata (blue-crowned manakin)
Lineage: Eukaryota; Metazoa; Chordata; Aves; Passeriformes; Pipridae
Gene: ESRP2
Product: epithelial splicing regulatory protein 2
Exons: 34
Coding region: 2475-4580 (701 amino acids)
Biological process (GO): regulation of RNA splicing
Cellular component (GO): ribonucleoprotein complex; nucleoplasm
Molecular function (GO): mRNA binding
Source: RefSeq, a predicted model, not a curated record